This is a messenger RNA of Physcomitrium patens, 2385 nucleotides long. RefSeq names its product D-xylose-proton symporter-like 2. Lineage: Eukaryota; Viridiplantae; Streptophyta; Bryopsida; Funariales; Funariaceae. Gene Ontology annotation, cellular component: membrane. Gene Ontology annotation, molecular function: D-glucose transmembrane transporter activity. The record is from RefSeq and is a predicted model, not a curated record. Gene Ontology annotation, biological process: D-glucose transmembrane transport.
GGCUGAUUUUUUACUAUCUCCCGCUUUUCCCGUUCGUUUUAUCAUUAGUGCGCAGAGUUAGUUGCAAUCGACGAGUUUUCAUGAAAAAUUUCUUAGAGAAUUCCUCCCAGAGGUCUGCGUUUGAGGUGCAUGGAGACGCGACUGAUGUGUGGCUCCCUGAUCAAGGAGAGUGUAAUCGGAAGUAGCAUUGAAUGUCGAUCACAGAAAUACCCACCAGGUGGCGAUUGUGGACUCUGCUGGCCAAGUGGCUAGAAGCCGUUUUUUGCAUUCAAGCAGUAAGCUCUUGCACGCCCACUUCGAAAGCGGGGCCUCAUAAAGCGUCACGCCCGUCACUUGGUCCCUCAUCCACUCUCACCUGUGUUUUUUUCUCAGCAGCGCCAUGUAGAGCUUCCGCUGCGGCGACGCCAUGAGCAUCCAACUAAUACGUCGGAAUCGGUAAUCUGCUCAUGUUUUUGGCAACGCCUAAUCGGUCAGAAGUGCAAGGAGGGAGUCGUCAUGGCUGUUACUACUCUGAUGUCCUUGCAGGCCCAUCUACAGCAAAGUUCUUUGCAUCGUAGUGUUGGUAAUUCAGCUCCACACUCUGAUGGAGUCAGAAGUCGUGCAAUUCGUGGAAGAGCUCAUGUUUCUGUUUCCAAUAAUGUUGUGGGUGAGGAGCGACAUGUCAAGUCUUUUCGGGACAGGGGUUCUAGUUUUGGAGAUUUUUGUUUGAAUGUGGCUACAAGGAUAAGGCACGGAACGUAUCAGUGCAGGGCAACGCCACUGGAAGAGGAAACCCCGAGUCUGUCCUCCGUGGGUGUGGAAGAGGAAACGGAGCUUCGGGAGCCUUUGGUGCCGGAGGAUAAGAAAGACAAGGAUAACAUCGAUUUUGACUGGAAUGCGGUCCUCUUGCCUUUCCUCUUCCCUGCUGUUGGGGGUUUGCUCUUUGGCUACGACAUUGGGGCCACUUCGGGGGCAGCCGUGUCCAUCGUUAGUCCGGAGCACAGCGGCACAGAUUGGUACAACUUAAGCUCACUGCAGACAGGGUUAGUUGUCAGUGGCUCCCUCUAUGGUGCCCUGGCAGGCUCCGUGUUGGCAUUUGGCAUUGCCGAUUUUCUGGGGCGGAGAAAGGAGCUCCUGCUUGCAGCUUUCUUGUACAGUGUUGGCGCUUUAGUCACCGGCUUUGCCCCGAAUCUCGCAGCUGUCGUUGUAGGGAGACUGAUUUUCGGGCUUGGAAUUGGCCUUUCUAUGCACGCUGCUCCCAUGUAUAUUGCAGAGACAUCCCCGAGUCAAAUUCGUGGCACUCUUAUCUCUCUAAAAGAGGCUUUCAUCGUCGGGGGGAUUUUGUUAGGUUAUGUCGUUGGUAACAACCAGGUAGACGCCAUCGGCGGAUGGCGCGUUAUGUUUGGAUUCGGAGCUCCGAUUGCAGCUCUCAUGGGGGCGGGUAUGUGGUGGCUGCCACCGUCGCCGAGAUGGCUCCUUCUCCGAGCAGUGCAGGGUAAGGGCAACGUGAAAGCCUUAAAACAGGAGGCAACGUCUGUGCUGCAAAGACUUCGAGGACCUUCCUACACCCAAGAAUCGGCUGAAGCGGAGUGUGUGCAGCAGUGGACUGGGUUGAAAGCUGCGUGCGAAGGAGAAGAUGCUGAUGUCUCUUUCUCAGAAUUGUUCCAAGGGUCUAACGCGAAAGCCCUUUUCGUCGGCACGGGGUUAGUGGCCUUCCAACAGUUCACGGGCCAGCCGAGCGUGCUAUACUACGCUGCCCCCAUUCUGCAAAGCGCAGGAUUCGCUGCUGCGUCGGACGCAACCAGGCUUGCCGUCUUGCUCGGGUUCUUCAAGCUCAUCAUGACGGCUGUCGCGGUCCUCAAUGUGGACAAACUCGGCCGACGCCCAUUGCUCCUCGGCGGCGUGGCAGGAAUCACCAUAAGCUUAGCCACCCUUGCGGCAUAUUUCUCCUUCUUGCAAGACUAUCCUUAUCUGGCUGUAGGUUCCCUCCUACUCUAUGUUGGUAGCUACCAGAUCUCCUUCGGACCUAUUUCGUGGCUCAUGGUAUCUGAGAUAUUUCCUCUUCGGACACGAGGACGAGCGCUCGGUGUGACGACGUUGGUGAACUUUGGAUCCAAUGCUCUGGUUGCACUAGCGUUUGCUCCUCUCCAGGAUCUCGUGGGGGAGUCUUACACGUUUGUGAUAUUCGGGAUCAUUGGUACGCUUGCGUUAACCUUCAUCUACACAAGCGUUCCAGAGACGAAGGGUUUGAGCUUAGAGCAGAUCUCGGCUAAGCUGGAGGAGAGUUAGAACUCGUCGUGGUGAAUUGGUUCUUCAAAGAUAGGACAGUCUUUCAUGGUGGAAAUGAAACGUUUGUAUGUAUGCCCUUGUAUAGUCUCAUAAAGUAUUUGUAAACAAAUAUCACAA